AUGGAGGCGGCACCAACGCGCGGAUCUUCCGAGCCCAAUGUCGUGGUAUCUCCGCACAGCUCAAGGGCCCCCCUCCCGUCUCAGGCUGGUCCUGAUGUCCUAUCUGUCUAUAAAGAUUGGGGUCCCUUCCUAUCCUGGAUUCCCUCUGCAUUGGGCUGUCCAAAGGUGAACAGCCAGGUCGCGAUCUCCAUGAUUGAGGAUGCGAUGGAGAGUGCGAUGGAGAGAGACAACGAGGAAGGCGCAACGGGGCCGUGGGUGGGCUUGUUGGGUUUCAGUCAGGGCGCCAAGCUAUGCGCAAGUGUGCUCCUUCUCCAGCAGAUACAGGGAAUAUAUAAGUCGCGGUUCAACUUCCGCUUUGGUGUCCUGCUGGCUGGGCGAGCACCGCUUCUCGCACUCCAACCAGGUAUCCCGACUGGGGGGGAGACGGUCGUUGGGGUGAAUGGAGAGGAGAGUGUUGACAAGGGUAAGCCGAUUCGACUACGUCUACCAACCGUACAUGUCCAUGGUAUGCGAGAUUCCGGACUACAUCUCCACAGACAGUUGCUAGAGAAUUGUUGUGAGGUCGGAAGUACGAGACUACUCGAGUGGGAUGGUGAUCAUAGAGUACCCCUUAAAACGAAAGAUGUGGUCGCACUCGUCAAACAGAUAGUGGCUGUGGCGAGCGAGACUGGUGUUCAAUUUAAUGAAUAG
Messenger RNA from Letharia lupina, 690 nucleotides. RefSeq lists its product as uncharacterized. The coding region runs from base 1 to 690 and encodes 229 amino acids. The record is from RefSeq and is a predicted model, not a curated record. Gene Ontology annotation, cellular component: nucleus; cytoplasm. The transcript has 2 exons. Gene Ontology annotation, biological process: secondary metabolite biosynthetic process. Lineage: Eukaryota; Fungi; Ascomycota; Lecanoromycetes; Lecanorales; Parmeliaceae.